AGUUUGGAGGAAAUACUCGUGCGCUGUCACCUCAAACCAACUCUUCCGAGUUUUGUAAUUUAAUCUUGUAAUAAUCAUCUUAUUUGGCGUGGGGGAGCAAGGGGAGCGCGUAGAGCCGUUUCAAAACAACGCCAGGACAGCUGUUGCGUGUCCAGGGGUUUGUUGUGCGUCUUUUCUAAAAAGCGAAAGAGCCGGGAGCCGGGCCUGUGAGCCGAGAUGGAGGUGGACCCCCCCGCAGCCUCGCUGCCCCUGCAGCAGGACCUCACCUGCCCCGUGUGCCAGGCCAUCUUCCAGGACGCCGUGCUGCUGCCCUGCUCGCACAGCUUCUGCCGCGCGUGUCUGCGCCGCAGCUUGGAGGCGAAACGCAAGUGUCCCGUGUGCAGGGCGGACACCACGGAGGAGCAGGCCAUCCCCAACCGCGCACUCACCGACGCCAGCGAGAGCUUCAUCAAGCAGUCGUACAAGAACCAGAGCCAGGGCCAGAACCAGAGCCGGCCCGAAGCGCAGUGCUGCAACCUGCACAUGAAGCCGCUGGAGCUGUACUGCGAGAAGGACGAGGAGCCCGUGUGCGUGGACUGUGUCACCCUGCACAGCACGCACAGGCUGCUGUCUAUCAAGGAUGGCGUGCCCCUGUGCAAGAAGGAGCUUAGCUUCCGAGUCCAAAUAUUUGAGAAGAAAUUGGAAACAUACAACAAGAUGGUGCAUAAAUUAAGCAAUGGAGUGGAAUACGUCAAGUAUCAGGCUGGGCAAGCAGAGAAACAGAUCAAGUCAGAGUUCGAGAGACUCCGCCAGAUGCUCUACACAGAGGAAGCACUGUGUCUGAGAUCGCUGGCGUCUGAGGAAGAGGAUAAAAUUAACGAGUUGGAAAUGUGCAUCAUCAAUACAAAAGAUGACAUUGCUGAUCUGAAAAAACUCAUUGACUGUUUGAAGAAAGAGAUGGGCGACGACGAUCUGCCCCUUCUGCAGAAAUUCCGGGAGUUGAAAAAAAAAGCCCAUUGGACUGAGAGUGAUCCUAACUUUCAUUACGACUCCCUGUUGCAAAUGGGCAAGCAUGUUGGUGGCCUGAGCUUUAACAUCUGGAAGAAGAUGAAAGCCCAUGUCAAAUACCAGCCAGUGGUGCUGGACCCGAACACAGCCUCUCCGUGGCUCUCCUUGAGUCCUGACCUCACCAGCGUGGUGGGAAGCCCGGAGCGGUUGACUGUCCCCGACAACCGGGAGCGCUUUGAUCCCUGUGUCUUUGUCAUGGGUGCGGAGGGUUACACUUCCGGCAAACACAAAUGGGAUGUCGCUGUCGGCGAGAACCCUAAAUGGACUUUAGGAGUGUGCAAGGAGUCUUUGGUCCGUAAAAAGAAGUUCACUCUGUCAACAAAUCGAGGAGUGUGGGCCAUGACCUUGAGCAAAGGGGUGUACACCAUGAGCACAUCUGAGCGCACAGAGGUGAAAGUGCAGCAGCGACCUGAAAGCAUUCGCAUCAAGCUGAAUAUGGAUAAGGGAGAAGUGUCCUUUUGGGAUGGGGCGAGCGCAAAGCACUUGGUCACACUUGAACACAAGUUUGAAGAAAAGAUGUUUCCAUUUUUCGGCCCAGGGCUUCACACUUCUCCGAUGGUUCUGCCUGCAGGAAAAAUAGCUAUACACACAUCGUGAAAGGCCAGCCUAUUGUAAAGCUAUACAGUAUAAAAGUAAAACUUUUUAUUCUUUCAUCACUUUUUAAAAGCUAAAUCAGCAUCAAACCGCUAUGACCAACAAACAAGUAAAAAUGAUUGAAGAAUAUUAAGUGUGCCAAAGAAAACAGAGUAAACGUCAGAAUCAAACAUGAAAGUGACGGAGAUGUCUAAGAUUGAUUUUUAGAAAGCAUGUUGUAACACGACGAGCCUUUCAACCAACUUUAAACCAGGCCAAAGAAGAGAGGCAAAGUAAAAUGUCUUCUGGUUAAGCACUGAUGAUGAAUGGGAAAUUUAAUUAGUAGGAAAUGUAUCUCAACCUGUAAAAAAUAUUUACAACCUUAAUGUUGUUGCUAAAGUAAUUUGAAUUGACCAGUCUCUUCUCAAUUUACUAUCGAAAGAUAAACCAGGAUAAAAAAAAAAAAAAAGAAGAAAUAGGGUGUGGGGGGGCUGGCUGACUGGCUGGCGACCCGACCCAACCCACCAAACCAUAAAUAUAACCAUACCCUCUCCACGACGAAGAGAGGGUGUGUGCUUAUGCAGAUAAUGUUGGGGUAUGUUUUCUUGGUCUGCACAAGAGAGAAAGAGAAGCAGGAGUUCUCUGUGUUUUGUUUCAGAUAUCGGCAAAUGUGACAACAUCCAGAAAUCUCUUACCGUGCCUUUAAGGGUGUGUUCAUAGUUAAAUCUGUUAUGUCUUUGGGGGCUUCACAUCUACCAAAGUUUUUAUCUUUGGCUAUUUAGGGUAAUUUUUGUUUUGAAUCGAGAUUAACUUUCUUUAUGCUUAAAAAAACCAACAUCCUAAUCAAUUGUUUUAUUAUGUCGCACAAGUUGAUUUUAAUCAGACAUGGUAAUCUGGGUUGCAUCUAUCGGACUUUGGGGUUUGCUUAUCAGUUGAUACCGAUCUGGUGCCAUUGUUGAAUUAAGAAGCUGCGUACCUCGUUGUGAGGAAUCAGGCUUUAUUGUACAUCUUUUUCCAAAUUAAACAAUAACUUCUUAGAUACAACUGAUAUUUAUUUGUUAAAAAUUAAAGCAAUUCUACACAGGCAGCAGUAAAUGGUCGUUAGUUCAAAUACCAAAUAAAAUAGAAACAAACUUAACUAAAAUGUAGUAGAUUAAACUACAUGUGUGGACGUCAUUCAUUAGAAGUUAUUGCAAUUAAUUAUGGAUAGGUUAAUGGAUGGGUUCAUUUUCUGAUGACCAAUAAAGAUAUUUUGUUAAUAUCGGGACUGACAUCCAGUCCUGAUAUUGAAUCAGUGCAAGGCGAUAUUAGAAAAAACAUUUUUUUUGUUAUUACCUUGAUUAAAUCUUUAUUCAAACAAAAAAAAAAUAAACACUUUAAGAUAUGACAAUCUCUUUUGUGUUCUU
Messenger RNA from Cololabis saira (Pacific saury), 3026 nucleotides. It is a transcript of the gene trim35-28, whose product is annotated as tripartite motif containing 35-28. The record is from RefSeq and is a predicted model, not a curated record. NCBI's taxonomy places the organism in Eukaryota, Metazoa, Chordata, Actinopteri, Beloniformes, Belonidae. The transcript is spliced from 6 exons. Bases 217 to 1644 code for a protein of 475 amino acids. Gene Ontology annotation, molecular function: protein binding; zinc ion binding.